AUGAACAUUCGAAGAAGCAAGUUGAUAAGAGGGGAUGCAGGUAAGGAAAAGAAGGGACAAGCACGCGAGUUCGUGCUCCUGUCGACGACAACAUCGGAAUGCAUGCAUCUGCCGCUUUCUUUGCGGCUUUUGCCUCAGGAAAGAGGAGAAAACGCGAACAAAGCAACGAGCAAAAGGCCGAAACUGCGGGGGUAAAAAUAAAAAUGUUCGUCGCCGGACGAAACCGCAUUCCGGAUUGCCGGGUCGCCGGACAAAGCGGCUCUCGCUGCUCGUCGUUCGCUUGGCUCACGACUCGAAUCCUCAUCCUCCGCUGCUUGUCCAGCUUCUAUUCGCUGCGCCUCCUCGUUCGUCCCCUUUCGUUCGUUCGUUCGUUCGUUCGUCGGCGUCUUUCUUCUCCGUCUCAUUCGAUUUCCUCCCCCUUGAAUCUUCAGUUCCGUCUAUGCCUUUCGACGAGAGCCUCUCGUUUUUUCUCUCUGUUAUCAACCGUUAGCGAUCCGAUUCUGCUUCGUCCCGACCGUGCCAUUAUUUUCCUUCGAAAUGUUCUCAAAGAGCGAGAAUCACCGUGGAAAGGGAAUCAGUCCUAGUUUUUACAAUUAGUCAUAUGUUUCUAUAUCAGGGAAACAAAUUAAUCUUGAAAGUUCUAGACCAGGAUUUUCUCUUGAUUCACUGUUCCUCGACUGACGAAACGAAUUGCUUUUCACGAAUUCUGCGUUCCGCGCAUAUUUUCCUUCAAAGUUUACUUCGUUCUAGCCCUCAUUCUUUCCUCCUCCUCUUUCUUCUACUUUUCCAACCUUGUUUCAACAUUCAACACUCCGUUUAUUAACAUUUCAGUUGCAUUAAUGCGGCCAAAGGUUGUUACACCAUUCAUGACGCACGGUAUCGCGUACACCGUGCGCAACCGUGAAAGUUUCACGUCUUCGCGUGAAAGGCUCUUACUGUAACUCGCAAACGAACCUACUACCGAAACUAAAUCCACACCUUCGUCGAAUUCUCUCCGUUUCUUCCAUUUACUCUCUGCCUGAUCUACUCUGUUAUUCCGAGCUUGCAACCAACUUUUCCACUCUCCUGUUCUCCUCCCUCCUCUAAUAUAAUACAACGUCUGUUUCGUAGCCUUCUACCACCAACCACCGAUCGCGAUCCAUCGAUCGCGAAAUCGCGGAACGUUGUUCGCGGUGUUUGA
This is a messenger RNA of Heterotrigona itama, 1180 nucleotides long. The record is from the annotation of a GenBank genome assembly. Lineage: Eukaryota; Metazoa; Arthropoda; Insecta; Hymenoptera; Apidae.